Talaromyces proteolyticus is the source of this 822-nucleotide messenger RNA. RefSeq lists its product as uncharacterized. Bases 1 to 822 code for a protein of 273 amino acids. The transcript has a single exon. NCBI's taxonomy places the organism in Eukaryota, Fungi, Ascomycota, Eurotiomycetes, Eurotiales, Trichocomaceae. The record is from RefSeq and is a predicted model, not a curated record.
AUGGUCGCGCUGACCGAGCGAUUCCAGGGCCUGCGCCGUCCUGGAGCUUCCGUCCUCCACCAAAACAAGGGUUUGCCGUCGCGACCGAAUGAGAACGUGCUGGCAAGAAAGGCUGUCAAUAAUAGCCCAAACAUUCAUAUUACAACAUCCGCACCAACGGGUCCAGAUAUUAGCACACCAUCCCAAGAUCGUAAAGAUCUUCCUCAAUUACCUCCACAACCUCCCCCGCUUCCUCAUAUCGUGUCGCCCCCUCAACCCCAGGCUCAACCCCAAGCGGUACGACCUCCGCGAGGCUCAUCGUUGAGUCCACGGUUAGAGAACCCGCCGCCGGUUAGACCAGCUAACAGUCUCCAACCGCCGCAACAUGCCACGCCUCGUCCUGCAAUUCGGCCAGUGAGUGAGGCGCCUUCAAUCUCGCAAUUCAUUCCAGAUCCUGAGCCGGAGCCGGAGUAUCAACAAUCGGAGCGUCCAACAUCUAUCAGCAAUACAUCUUCAGCGCCAUCCUCCAAUGGCACCUUUGACGGCAAUGGGAAACAAACACCGGAGAGCCGCAACAGUUACAUUCCACCUCUACCAGAACCAACUGUCAUUCCUCCGUUGACCCGAACCCAUUACGACUGCUAUCAGUCGCAUCGCCUUAUGCUCAUCUCGAAUAAUGUCUGGUAUGCAACCGCGUGCAUGACGUGCAGAAAACUCGAUCAGGAGAUUCGCCACCGAUGCUCUUUCUGCUGCGUGCGCAUCUGCGCGUCGUGUUUUGAGUCGCUUCAGAAGUGCAAGAACCGUUCUUUGAAAGAGCUGAUUGCGACUCUUCCUGAGCAUUGA